This is a messenger RNA of Tuber melanosporum (Perigord truffle), 700 nucleotides long. RefSeq lists its product as uncharacterized. NCBI's taxonomy places the organism in Eukaryota, Fungi, Ascomycota, Pezizomycetes, Pezizales, Tuberaceae. The coding region runs from base 311 to 586 and encodes 91 amino acids. The record is from RefSeq and is a predicted model, not a curated record. The transcript has a single exon.
ACCCCAUCCACCACCGCCAUAAUCUACGGUUUUCGCCUCAACCCAGCGUCUGGAUUUCGCCCGAUUGACAUUCGUCUUGAAGGUUCCCGGGGAUAGCGAAGCCGCGGGCAAUCCGAGAUGAGGUAAAUUUCUGCAAGUUGAGGCGCCCAGAUUAGCUCAAAAACGGUUCAAAUGCACGCGAAGGGGAAAAUCCGGGAGAGGCGAAAAGAGAGACACAAACAUCGGGGACCUCGUCUGAUCGAACGAUGUAUUAUAAGUAGUAUUAUUGUUAGACAUCUCGUCCUGCUCGGGAGCUCUGGAUGGAUCCCGGAUGUGUAGAAGGGAGGAAGGAAGAAGGAAACAAAGUAGAAAAGGGGAAAAAAGACGGCGAAGACGAAAUCCAAGGUCUGCGACGGUGAUGAUUCGUCACCCUUGCCGACACGCACCAGUGAGUAACGAGAUGCGGCUGAGAGAAGACCAAAGAGAGUGCUCGUACAGCGUCAGUUUCCAGACAAAUGGGUCGACCAAAACGAUUUGGGUGGAUGCGUGGGGGCAAACAAACCAAAAUUGCGUGUUGAUUGAAGAAGGAAGAGAAGAAGGGGAUUAAUUAGUGGUGGAUCCUUCGUCUCGUUUUUCUCCCGUCAGCAAGAGGAAACAAUAGAAUACCGUAGACGCACGAUGGAUGGCACCGGUACGGUAGCGUAGCUCUACUAUGGCGGAA